Gymnodraco acuticeps is the source of this 1479-nucleotide messenger RNA. RefSeq names its product complement decay-accelerating factor-like. The record is from RefSeq and is a predicted model, not a curated record. Bases 119 to 1153 code for a protein of 344 amino acids. The transcript is spliced from 13 exons. Lineage: Eukaryota; Metazoa; Chordata; Actinopteri; Perciformes; Bathydraconidae.
AGGACCACAGUUAACUGGCAGCGGAGCGACUCGCUGCUCUGCAUCGCCUCUCAGGGUUUUUUGGAUCAACAAGAGACAGAACCUGGAUCAGAUCUUCAGUCAGCUUCUGCAGCCCAGCAUGGAGGUUCUCCUGGACACCUGUGGACUGAGAACAGUCAAAGUUCUGCUGUUACUCCACCUCUUCUUCGCGAAGGCAACAGCCGACUGCCCCAAACCUCAGACAAGGGGAGAUGUUGUCCUAACUGACAACGCACUUCUAAUGAAUACUUUUCCAAAGGGUGUUGAUGUCACCAUAGAAUGUGCGAAUGGAUUUGUCAAAGACAGUGGCUCUGGGUUUAUAACCUGCAUUGAUGAUAAUUGGACUGAACCAGAUCUCACUUGCAAGAAGAAGGACUGUGGUCUCCCUCCUAUUCGACCGAAUAUGAGCUUUAAUACCAGCGCCGGUACCCUGUUUGGUGCUGUAAUAAAAGUCAUUUGCGACAAAGGCUUCCAAGUCAGUGGAUCUAGCUUCAAACAGUGCUAUGCUUUAGGUUGGGUUGGAAAGGCCAAGUGUGAAAUUGUAACAUGCGAAAUACCUGAGAAAUUGACCAAGGGCAAAAGCUCAUGGGAUUCUCAAGAUGAACCAAUGUAUGGAGAAAUCAUACAGUACGUGUGUGAAGACGGAUACACCCUGAUUGGGAAAAAGAACACUAAGUGCAGCGAAACUGGUGAAUACGAUUCUCCACCGCCGACUUGUGAAGAGAAAUUCAUAGGAGUGACGGCCAAAGCUAUAACUACAACAGAAAUGGUAACACCAACACCUAAACCUGCAGCACAAGAUUCCUCUGCCACACCCACAGCUCUUAGAGAUAAAACUGUCAGAACCAGCACAACAGCAGCUGUAGGAGGUGGCAGAGAAAAUGUGACAGCUGAAGGUAAAGCUACAACCACUGUAACAUCAAUGACGUCGUCUUCAUUUCAAGAUAAGCCUGGUGAGGCUGUAGAUACUAACCAGGACGUCGGACACAUGCCUGUUAUAAUCAGUGUGAUAUUCGUUUCAUUAGCUGUGUGUAUAAUGGCGCUCUUUUUACACAAGUUUCUUCUGAAGAGAAAAGGCUCAUAUGACACCAGAGAAGACCUGAAGCCGGAGUUAUUACAGUUCCAAAGUCUUUAGAUUGCCAGCCUGACAAAGCUCUGCAAAUGGAACCGCGCCUAUCUACUAAAGAGCAUCUGUUACCCAGGAGGGACGUGCCAACAGUAGUAGUGCCUCUCAGAGGCGAUGGGGAAAAAAGAUAACUCACGUUAUUGUUAUUGCACUUCAAAUGGCAGAUACUCAAAUCUGUAAAAGUAUCAUCAUUUAAAGCCAAAUCCACUGAAAAGCACUUUUUUUAAUGAUUUUUGUAUUGCCGCUUUAUUUUAACAGUUGUAAAUACUUCAUGCCACUAUAGAAUUGCUAUUUUAUAUGUUAUUUAUGUGACUGGAAUAAAAUCCUUAACAUUG